This is a messenger RNA of Bombina bombina (fire-bellied toad), 588 nucleotides long. It is a transcript of the gene FERD3L, whose product is annotated as Fer3 like bHLH transcription factor. Gene Ontology annotation, biological process: developmental process; regulation of transcription by RNA polymerase II. The transcript has a single exon. The record is from RefSeq and is a predicted model, not a curated record. NCBI's taxonomy places the organism in Eukaryota, Metazoa, Chordata, Amphibia, Anura, Bombinatoridae. The coding region runs from base 1 to 588 and encodes 195 amino acids. Gene Ontology annotation, molecular function: protein dimerization activity; RNA polymerase II transcription regulatory region sequence-specific DNA binding; DNA-binding transcription factor activity, RNA polymerase II-specific.
AUGGUUGUUUCACAAAAGUCAAGCAAAGUAAGAUACCAACGGAAUAUCAUCCUAAUCAAUAUUCUACCAAACAGUAAUUUAAUUAAUAAGCUUCAACAAAUGGAAUGCAAGGAAAGCUACAUGGAGUCUACCAUUCUUGUGUCUGAUAUGAAUCUACUGGAUUUCUCUCUUAGGAAUACUCAGCAUUCAUUAAAUGCAGGAACGAAUCAGAAUUUUAGCUUAUGUGACAGACUGUAUGACUUUUCAUCAUAUGGAGAUGGAUCUAUUUCCUUUCAUGCUGAUGUACCAUCUAUAAACAGAUUUGAGGAAGAGAAUACAGAAUAUGAUGAAUUAAAUUUAUGUUCUCCACUUGGACGGCCCAAACGAAAACGAGUGAUAACCAUUGCCCAACGCCAUGCUGCUAAUAUUAGAGAAAGAAAGAGGAUGUUUAACCUAAAUGAAGCAUUUGAUAUUCUUCGAAAGAAGGUGCCAACUUUUGCCUAUGAAAAAAGGCUUUCCAGAAUUGAGACAUUACGGCUUGCUAUAGUUUAUAUUUCAUUUAUGACUGAACUGCUUAAUAACACAGAGAAGAAGAAUUUAGGUGCAUAA